AUGUCGACCAUGUACCUCAUCACCGGCGCUUCCCGCGGCCUUGGUCAAGAGUUUACUCGCCAAAUCCUCAAAGCCGACAAGUCCUACAAAGUCAUCGCCGCCGCUCGCAACCCUUCCACCGCGACCGCCUUGAACGAGCUUGCCAAAGAGUUCGACGGCCGCGUCCACGUGCUCAAGGCUGACGUCACUGACGUGAAGAGUCUUGAGGUGCGUGAUCAGACCUUGAGCUUCGCAAUUAUCUAUUGCCAAUCAAAUGAAUGUUGACCUUUCGACACUUGCUUCUUGCUCUUCCCUGCAGGCCGCUGCCAAGGAGCUCGAAGGAUCGAGCUUCCUCGAGAACGGUGGAAUUGAUGUCCUCAUCAACAACGCCGGUGUCAUUUACGGUAGCUGGAACUCUCCCACGAAGAGGUAAUUAAUACUCGCAAUCACUCUUGGAAAAGCGUUUGACCUCGGGUCUCGCAAUCAGCCCACGGCGCCCCUUCUCCCAACCCGCGCCCCCACCUGAGACAGAACGAAGAGCUGACCCCACCCAUCCCGUUACUCGCGCUCCACAGCACCGUCCAGGACCUCCGCGACAACUUCGAGACCAACGUCUUCGGUGUCGUCCAAGCGACCGAGGCUUUCCUGCCCUUGUUGAGGAAGGGUAACAAAAAGCAGAUCUUCGUCGUCUCGAGUCUCUUGGGCUCGAUUGGAGGUGACCUCUCCAAGGUUCCCGUCGCUGCCACCUGUGAGUCUCUGCGAGGACGGGCUCGAAACCACCAAGACUUUCGACUAACGUGCCCUCAAAUUCCCUUCGCGCUACAGACUCCGCUUCCAAGGCCGCUAUCAACAUGUGGACUGUCAAGCUCGCCCGAGAGCUCGCUGAUGUAAGAUCGUAUCUCCGAGCUGAUUAAACUCAGCAUUAGUGACGACUGACUUCAAGAACCUCUUGUACGGCAUGCACAGGAGGGCUUCACCGUCGUCUCCUUCCACCCCGGAUACGUCAACACCGACAGUGAGUUGAAUUUGAUUGCAAUGCUUCCUCCAGGUGCCGCGUGCUCAUUCGUACGUUUAUCAACAUUUCCCAGUGAACGGCGGUGAGAACGGCUCAGGCGAGAUCAGCACCCCUUUCGCCAUCGAGCACAUGUGAGUUGUCCAGGAAUGAUUGCAACGUCUGCGGUACACUGCUCACUAGAACUUUCCGCCUCGCAUCCCCAGCCUCAAGAACAUCGUGUUCAAGGUCACCAAGGCCGACAACGCCAAGUUCCUCAACUACGCCAAGGGCGAGGAAAUUCCCUGGUAG
Microbotryum saponariae is the source of this 1282-nucleotide messenger RNA. The record is from the annotation of a GenBank genome assembly. NCBI's taxonomy places the organism in Eukaryota, Fungi, Basidiomycota, Microbotryomycetes, Microbotryales, Microbotryaceae.